GAGACGCGUACGUACAGAGCUGCUAUCGGAGGGAAUAUUCCGUUUUCGGUCAUAGGAAGUCUCCGAAUCCGGCUCGAACAACAAGAUGGAUGAAAUGGAAGAAGAGUUGAAAUGCCCGGUGUGCGGCUCGUUUUUCCGCGAGCCGAUCAUCCUGCCGUGCUCGCAUAAUAUCUGCCUGGCCUGCGCGAGAAACAUCCUAGUGCAGACGCCCGACGCCGAAUCCCCGCAGAGCAGCCGCGCGUCAGGCUCCGGCGUCUCCGAUUAUGAUUACUUAGACCUGGAUAAGAUGAGUCUGUACAGCGAGGCGGACAGCGGAUACGGCUCUUACGGCGGGUUCGUGAGCGCACCGACCACCCCGUGCCAAAAGUCCCCAAACGGGGUGCGCGUUUUCCCCCCUAGCGUGCCUCAUCCGGCCCAGGUGCAACACCACCUGCUGCCUCACACCGGCGUCCUGCCGCCGGUCCCGCGAAACUCUUGCCUCACCUGCCCGCAGUGCCAUCGCAGCCUGACGCUGGAUGACCGGGGGCUCCGGGGCUUCCCCAAGAACCGUGUUCUGGAGGGGGUUGUGGACCGGUACCAGCAGAGUAAAGCGGCCGCGCUUAAGUGCCAGCUGUGCGAGAAGAGCCCCCGCGAGGCGACGGUCAUGUGCGAGCAGUGCGACGUGUUCUAUUGCGAUCCGUGCCGCCUACGGUGCCACCCGCCCCGGGGUCCGCUAGCCAAACACCGGCUCGUGCCGCCGGCGCAAGGAAGAAUCAGCCGCCGCGCGAGUCCCAGAAAGACCUCCACCUGCACCGAGCACGAGCUGGAGAACCUGAGUAUGUACUGCGUCCAGUGUAAGACCCCCGUGUGCUACCAGUGUCUGGAGGACGGCAAACACUCCACUCACGAGGUCAAAGCUCUGGGGGCCAUGUGGAAGCUCCACAAGACCACAAAUGAAAGUGGAGGUCUCUUGGCGGAUGGUUGCCAUAGCAAUGGACAGCUCUCUCAAGCACUAAAUGUUCUGUCUGAUCGGGCCACAGAGGCCAAAGAGUUCUUGGUGCAGCUCAGAAAUAUGGUACAACACAUACAGGAGAAUGGAGUUGAAUUCGAGGCAUGUCUGGUCGCCCAGUGUGAUGCUCUGAUUGAAGCUCUCAACCGCAGGAAAGCUCAGCUUCUCAGCAGAGUAACCAAAGAACAUGAACACAAACUCACAGUGGUUCGUGAUCAGAUAUCCCACUGCACGCUGAAGUUGAGGCAGACCACAGGACUAAUGGAAUACUGUCUGGAAGUUAUCAAAGAAAACGAUCCCAGCGGCUUCCUCCAGAUCUCAGAUGCUCUGAUAAGACGGGUCCAUAUGACGGAGAAUCAGUGGGGGAAGGGUUCUCUGACCCCUCGCAUGAGCAGUGACUUUGACCUGACGCUGGACAGCGGACCCCUGCUGCAGACCAUACACCAGUUAGACUUCAUCCAGAUGAAGGUUCCAGCUGCUCCUAUUCUUCAGUUAGAGGAGUGCUGUACUCAAACCAACAGUGCGACUCUGUCGUGGAAACAGCCGCCUCUCUCCACCAUUGCUGUGGAUGGCUACAUUUUAGAACUGGAUGAUGGGAAUGGAGGCCAGUUCAGAGAAGUGUACGUUGGUACAGAGAUGAUAUGCACUGUGGAUGGCCUACACUUCAACAGCGCUUAUAAAUCUCGUGUUAAAGCAUUUAACUCCAGUGGAGUCGGCCAGUACAGCAAAACGCUUGUCAUGCAGACAUCAGAGAUGAGUCUACCUUCAUAUGGUAGUAAAACUCUGACAGCAGUUGCCUGGUUCACCUUUGACCCUGCAUCGGCCCACCCUGACAUCAUCUUGUCCAACGACAACCUCACGGUGACGUGUAACAGUUACGACGACCGUGUCGUCAUGGGCAACACAGGGUUCUCUCGUGGCGUGCACUACUGGGAGAUGACCAUCGAUCGCUAUGACAACCACCCUGACCCUGCGUUUGGAAUCGCCCGGGCGGAUGUCAUGAAGGACGUGAUGCUGGGGAAGGAUGAUAAAGCCUGGGCCAUGUAUGUGGACAAUAACCGCUCCUGGUUCAUGCAUAACAACUCGCACACCAAUCGUACGGAUGGAGGAAUAAGUAAAGGAGCGACUGUGGGUGUGCUGCUGGAUUUCACUCGUGGGAUUCUGUUGUUUUUGAUAAAUGAUGAGCAACAGGGACCCGUUGCCUUCAACACACUGGAGGGCAUGUACUACCCGGCCAUCAGCCUCAACCGCAAUGUUCAGGUGACUCUUCAUUCUGGGCUGCCUAUUCCAGAUUUUUAUACACCUGGAGAAUCGGAAGCUGCAGGCUCAGUCUGCUGAAGAGUCAUUACAACUGAUACACACUCAUAUACAAACACACACGCACAGACAAGUAUGCAUGGAUUCAGCUGUGAGUACUUUGUGGGGGAACUGCUGCAGACAGUCAUUAAUUCAUUUUAACAAGUUCUGAGAGCUCUGAAAUGUAAAUGGACGUGAUAUAUGUGAGGGUUAGUUAGUGUUAAUUUAACCCUAACCUUAACUCUGAACCUGAUGUGAGGUAAAUUGAUAUUGAAAUUCUUGAAUCAUUUCCCUCUCUUUCUUACACUGUUUCUAGAUAUGAUUAUUAUUAUUAUUGAUGUUGUCAUUGUUGUUUUAAUGGAAAAAGGUGCUCACUGAUGUGAACUCCCAGAUUAUUGGAUAUUAACAGAUGUCUGUCUGUUGUUUCAUGAUAAAAUCCUCUGUGUGAAGUUAAGCUUAGAAAUAAGUGACUGAUGUGUUAGACCUUAGAGGAUGCAUUUUACAUUACAUAAAAAUGUUCUGUUGCAUAUAAAGGUGAUUUUAACUGCAGAUGGGGACAGACACUAGAGUAAAAUAUCUAAUAUUACAACCUUCUCAUUCAUAUUAUGCCUCAGUUAAUGUUAUAUAUCCUAAACCAUACCCUGAAACUCAAACUGUAAACCCUGACCCAAACCUAAUCCCUAAACCUAAACUCUGUCAUAUUACACCUCAGUCAACGUGAGAUAUUUCCAGCCUUCCUUCCACAUUCACAGUGGAUGAGCAAACAUACAUUUGGGACAUAUUAGACGAUGCCAGAAUGAGCUGAAUGUGUGUCAGUGGGGAGGUAAUAGCUUUCAGUUUGUUGAACAGAAUAGAAAACAUUAAUUGGGACAAAUACAUGCACACAUACACACACACACACACAGGCAUUUUCACAGCCUUGCGUAACGUAUUAUGGAGAGAUGAGAAUGAAUAAACUUUUUGUUUCUCUCUCUCUCUGUUUUAUUUCUCCUUUGCUGCCUCAAAUCUGCACAAGCUAAACGCAAAUGCUAAACAAAUAACUGGUGCUGCUUAUGUUCAAUGUGAGAAAAUAUUGCAAUAUAAAAGAAUAGAGCUGCAAAUCAAAAAGAGAGACGACUUUAAACGAGACAGCAUACAUUGUUGCUGCUUGAAGCAUCGGCUAUUAGUUUACCAUAAAGGAUGUACUUUUGCAUUAAGAAAAAUAUUAAAAAUCCCACUGGUGGGGUUAAAAUAUGGAGCAGGUGCUGUACUUUAUCUGUUUGUUGAGCACAUGGUUUAUGCUCAACAAACAAUUGAAUGUGGGUGCAGUGAGGGAAAAUUUCACCCAUUGUAAAUUGUAUUUUUUCAUAAAUGAAUCCCAAUAUAAGAAAUUAAUUAUCAUUAUUAUUAAUAUUGUGUCUGAAUUGUUGUUAUCUGUAAAUUUCUAUGCUCAAUAAACUGGAUUA
Sinocyclocheilus grahami is the source of this 3729-nucleotide messenger RNA. It is a transcript of the gene trim9, whose product is annotated as tripartite motif containing 9. NCBI's taxonomy places the organism in Eukaryota, Metazoa, Chordata, Actinopteri, Cypriniformes, Cyprinidae. The coding region runs from base 86 to 2326 and encodes 746 amino acids. Gene Ontology annotation, cellular component: cytoplasm. The transcript has 12 exons. The record is from RefSeq and is a predicted model, not a curated record. Gene Ontology annotation, molecular function: zinc ion binding; protein binding.